AUGGAGACUCCUCAAACAGCUGCUGCAGCCUCACUCGUCAACGCUGCUCCGGAAACCAUCAGCAACGACACUGAUCCAGCGACGGAUGACCAGGAUGCAGAGGAGGAAGCCUACCUAGACACGAUCGACGCCAACCCUGAUACAAUUGAAGACUAUGGCAGAUCUCAAUUUCGUGCACGUGCCUUCGCAGUAGCGCUGGAAAAGCUCGUCAAAGAAGCUGCUGCAUCCCCCGACAGCCCCUCCGCCAGUGCAUCCCGUAUGGAGCAUGACGGCUACUGGCGUAAAGUCUUCACUCAAACCAUCAUUCCGACAGUGGUGGCGGACGACAGUAUCGAGAACUCCCUCUUCGAUCCUCCACGGAACAAAUUGGGAAUCGUGGUCGCCUGUGAGCCCACUGGUGGACUUCUAUGUUGCCCGUGCGAUAUGCCGAACAGUUUUCUGCCCACUGUUGCGGUAGAGGCAGCAGAAGCAGAUAGAGUGGCUAAUGGCGGGGCCGGAGUGGGAAAGCGAGCGUUACUGGAGGGAUUGACAGCCGCGCUGUAUGGCACCAGUGAGGGGAAGACGGGAUUCAUUGGCGGUGAUGGAGAGCGAUUCGUGUUGGGCCGAUGCAGUUGGAUGACAGCUCAAGGGGUCCUCUGGAAUCCUGGCCUGUAUCUGUUGAUGUUGGGCUGGGAGAAGAACAUAGUGGAUGCGGGAAUGGCACUUGAAGCGGCAAGGCAGGAGAAGUUGCUGGCGGAACGACGCGCUAAUGGUGAGUUUGACAGUGUUGACACGUCAUCGGAGGAGGAAGCCAAUUCGGACGGGUCGACACCGUCGUCGAAGGAGGCUCAACCGAGAUCAUGA
Cyphellophora europaea CBS 101466 is the source of this 843-nucleotide messenger RNA. RefSeq lists its product as uncharacterized. The transcript has a single exon. The record is from RefSeq and is a predicted model, not a curated record. The coding region runs from base 1 to 843 and encodes 280 amino acids. Lineage: Eukaryota; Fungi; Ascomycota; Eurotiomycetes; Chaetothyriales; Cyphellophoraceae.